AUGGAAUCGGCAGAAGUAACACAAAUUAAUAUUACAACAACAAAGAAUAAUAAAACCACAAUCAUACCAAUAUAUCGGCCACCUAAUAAGAAGGUUAAAACAUUUUUACAAGAAUUAGAAAAACUCUUAUAUGGAAUUAAUAGACAGAAUAAAUUAAUAAUUACGGGUGAUGUAAAUAUUGAUAUAAAGAAAAACAAUAAUACUACAAGCAACUACUUAAAUAUCCUAUCAUCCUAUGGCUUACAGUGUAUGAUAAACGAAGUUACCAGAGAAGACAAUAGCAAUCAAUCAAUGACAUGUAUUGACCAUUUAUUCGCAAGGUGGGAUAAACAAUUUGUUCAAGCUUAUGCAGCAAUAAUUAGAAUAGAUAUAUCGGAUCAUUUUGCAAUAUUUGGAAGCGUUGACGAAACAAAAUCGUCAUUGAAUCACACACAAGACAGACGGACAAACGAAACUUCUACGAUUAACAUCUCCAAAGUCAACCAACAAAUAAAUGACACAGACUGGGAACGAAUAAUCAUUUCAUCCAAUAAUACAAAUGAACUGUUCAACAAUAUCUACAAAACAUUCAAUGAUAUCUAUACAAAUUCAACAAGCCAACAAACAAAACAUGAAAAAAGAAAUCCACACCCUUGGCUCAAUGAGCAUAUAUUAAAAUGUUCUAAAAAUGAUUAUUAUUAUCGCCAAUUUUUAAUAAAUCGAAACAAUAUACGAGUUACUUGGCAAAUCAUCAAUAAAAUCACCGGUAAGAAGACGGAAAACUUAAAUGAUACAAUAAAAAGAAACUUUAAAGAUGAAUCACUAGAAGAUAUAACCGAAAACUUUGCCCUAAAAUUCAAUGAAAAUGUUCUAAAAAUAGUACACUCAUGCUCAAUAACCACAUUAAAUGCAAACGCGGAAAAUAUAAUCAACAACUCACUUUAUAUAGAAUACGCGACUGAAGAAGAAAUUAAUAACAUACUGAAGACCUUGAAUAUAAGAAAAAGUGCAGGAAUAGAUAAUAUACGAGCAGUGGACUUAAAAAACCAUGCCAAUUUGUUAACACUAAUAAUAACAAAACUUAUUAAUGGAAGUAUUAGUGAAUCGUCCAUACCAAACAUAAUGAAACAAUCCAUUAUAAGACCAAUUUUUAAGAGCGGCGAAAAAACAGAUUACAAUAACUAUCGACCGAUAGCUAUUCUACCAGUCGUUGAAAAAGUAUUAGAGGAAAUCAUUGUAAGAAGACUAAACAGUUUUUUAAAGAAAUACAACAUCAUAAACAAAGAGCAGUAUGGGUUCCAAAAAGGAAAAAAUAUAAACCAACUCCUGGGUUACUUCUCUAAUCACAUCAAUGAAUCACUGGACCAAAACAACAAUUGCUUAGCGUUAUUCAUCGACUUUAGCAAGGCCUUUGACACAUUGCCUCAUGAUAAAUUGAUAGAAAUGCUCGAAAGGAGCGGUAUCAGAGGACUCACAUUAAGGUGGUUUGCAGACUACCUCUCAUCCAGAUCGUUUUGUGUUAAAAUAAGUAACACAAGCAGUAGUAUGUUGAAUGCUCCAUACGGUGUACCACAAGGUUCGAAACUUGGUCCAAUCCUGUACAUCAUCUACUCAAAUGAGAUGGUACGUCAACUUAAAAACAGCACCGCGUUCACAUACGCAGACGAUACAGCCAUUGUAGUAUGCAACAAGUCAUUGAAUACUGCAAUAAAAACGCUGCAAAACGAGCUGGAUAUAAUCACUAGAUGGUGUCACGAUAGCGGCUUAAUCAUAAACUCAUCUAAAACCAAAGUAAUGCACAUCAGACCAAAAAGUAUACCAAAAUCAAAUAUUCAUAUCAUAUAUCACGACACAGAAUGUCUACAUAAAAAUUGCAAUGCAGUUAGCCUACAUGACAAGUGCAAUGGCAAAUGCAGUACAGAACUCGAGCUAGUGGAAACCUAUAAAUACCUUGGAGUUCAUUUGGACGACGGUUUUAAAUGGAAAGUACAUAUACAGCAUCUGCAAAAGAAACUACGACAAUCAGCCUACGCACUAUAUCAUCUCGUUAGAGAAUUCAUGGAUGAUGGCAGUUUAGCGAAGAAAAUAAAUCACAACCAAAAUACACGAAGAAAAAUCGAAGGCAAAUAUAUGGUGCCGAAAUUCAAGAACGAUUAUGGCAAAUACUCACUAUCUGUGACACUACCUACUAUCGUCAACGAAAUUCCAACAAAUAUAACCAAGGAAAGAAAUUACAAUAUUAGAACCAAAUUAAUCAAAGAAUAUUACUUAAAUAAUUAA
Messenger RNA from Stomoxys calcitrans (stable fly), 2259 nucleotides. RefSeq lists its product as uncharacterized. The coding region runs from base 1 to 2259 and encodes 752 amino acids. Gene Ontology annotation, molecular function: catalytic activity. Lineage: Eukaryota; Metazoa; Arthropoda; Insecta; Diptera; Muscidae. The record is from RefSeq and is a predicted model, not a curated record. The transcript is spliced from 3 exons.